AUGCAUCGCUUCGUCGCGGGAGUUGCCGUCUUUCUGACCGCCAUGCAGUUUCCAGGCGCAGCGAGCCAUCCGCUGGCCGAGCCGCAGCAGCUGAGAGACAGCUAUCCCAACCUACUGUCGUCCUUUUCCGCAAUCCUUACGCCCGCCUCCACUCCUACGACUCCUACGGUUAUUUCUACGCCUUCAGUCCUCUCUAUCGGCGCUACCGCUUCGCCCAUCCUACAGUCUAUUGCUCCACCUCUCGAACCUCAACCGUCCGGCGUUGUCCACACCUCGCUCGAGUAUUAUCCCCAAGUUACCACUGGGAACCCGUGGAACCGAGUCCAGCCUUCUCCUGCCCCCAACGUCUCCGCGUGCAGAUCCAACUACAGUCGCCCUCUGACACCUGGAUACAAACCGAAUCCCAACUCCUACCCUUACGCUCCAGCCAGAAUGGAUUCCUCUAACCUCUUCGUCGCUGUCCCGGGUAAUGCCUCGAUUCCCGAGCAGAUCACACCACGUGCCCCUCAUCCCCAGGGCUUCGCGGGAAUCGAGAAUGCUGGCACAAGUCCGAUUCAGACCAACAAGUUCUAUGCCAACAUGUUCCUUGGCCAGCGUAAUCAGAGCGUCUGGACUCACCCCUACUCUGUCUCGCAGGCCAUUGGACAACUUGCAUUUGGCCCCGACACACCACAGGGGAGCAAGCGUUACUUCAUUUCACCGAUCGGCAUUCAGUCACUCAUCCUCUCCGCCACAGAGAUCGGUCCCGAGGCCAACCUCACGCUCGAUUCUCUUCAGGACAUGUCUGUCAAUGCCAACCUUUCGCCGAGAGCAGGGGCUCCGCCUAUCAUCACCUUCCCGCUCGUUCAAGGAAUGGGCUUCGUCACAGCUAUCUACAAGAACGCGCAGCCGAGCAUCGACUCUGGCGUCUUCUAUCGGAACGUCAGCGGUCCCUUCCAAGUCGGAAGCAGCUACAAGUACAGCAUACUUCUGAAUGAUGGCAAGAACUGGGUCCUCUACGCCACUCCUGACAGCAACAAUGGUGCCCCUGUUUUCUCUCUGAACACCAACACUACACUCACUGGACCACAGGGUUGGAGCGGCAUUAUCCAGGUGGCCAAGAACCCUGCUGGUACAGAUGGUGAAGCUGUCCUCGACAGGUCUGCUGGUGUCUAUCCCGUCUCGGUCGACAUCUUUGGGAGCGCCAGCGGGUCAACUGCUCAGUACGGAUUCACCUUUGGCAAGGCCGGCAAUGUCGCAAAGACGUUGUUGAUGUAUGCACUGCCGCACCACGUGCAGAGUUUUGACGACCGCUGGACUAUGGUUGAAGAGAACGUUCCCAUCGACAUGAGCUUCGGUCCGUGGGCGCUUGGUAGAGGCAAUGUCGCCUCGAUCAAUUCGGCUACCGUCCAGUGUGCCAUCGCAACCGCUGCCGGGACGGAACUCCAACAGGACAUACCGGCACAGACGAACCUGGAUUCCAUGUACUUCAGCGGUAAGGGUCUGGCCAAGUUUGCGACAAUCAUCUAUGCUGCCCGUGAUUUGGCAGGUGACUCUGCAGUCGCCAGUCAGGGGCUCGAAAAGCUAAAGGCAGCUUUCGAUGUGUUUGUCAGCAAUCAGCAGAGACAUCCACUUGUAUACGACAACUCUUGGAAGGGUGUUGUUUCCAGUGCUGGCUACGAUGAUCCAAACGUGGAUUUCGGCAACACAUACUACAAUGAUCAUCACUUCCAUUACGGCUACCAUGUGUACACGGCUGCGAUCAUUGGAUACCUGGAUCCAUCUUGGCUCACUGAGAGGAACGUCCAUUAUAUCAACACGUUGGUGAGGGACUUCGCAAAUCCAAUUCGGGGGGAGCGAUUCCCGUUCAGCCGUUCUUUUGAUUGGUUCCAUGGACACAGUUGGGCAAAAGGGCUCUUUGAAUCUGCAGACGGCAAAGAUCAGGAAUCUUCCUCUGAGGAUUCGUUUGCUUCGUACGGCUUGAAGUUGUGGGGCAAGGUCAUCGGAGAUGUAAACAUGGAAGCACGAGCGAGCCUGAUGCUGGCCAUUCAGAAUCGCAGCUUCAACAACUACUUCCUGAUGCAGAGCACGAACGCAAUCCAACCACCGGAGAUUAUCGGCAACAAGGUGACUGGGAUCCUGUUCGAGAAUAAAAUCGACUGGGCUACGUACUUUAGCGACGCUUGGUGGUGCAAACAGGGGAUCCACAUGAUCCCGGUGCACGUCCCGUCGGCCUAUAUUCGCAAGCCAGAGUUUGUGGAAGAGGAGUUCGACACAUUCAUGAGCAACGGCCGUAUUGCGGAGGCCGAGGGCGGUUGGAGAGGGCUGCUGGAGUCCAACUUGGCACUCGUCAAACCGGCAGAAGCGUACGACUUUUUCGCGGACCCGGAAUUUAACACGACACUCCUCGAUGGCGGAGCUAGUCUUACGUGGUACCUGGCUUACACGGCAGCACUUGCGGGAAUGUGA
Molecule: messenger RNA, 2448 nt
Organism: Lasiodiplodia theobromae
Lineage: Eukaryota; Fungi; Ascomycota; Dothideomycetes; Botryosphaeriales; Botryosphaeriaceae
Product: Glycoside hydrolase family 81
Exons: 10
Coding region: 1-2448 (815 amino acids)
Cellular component (GO): cell surface
Molecular function (GO): glucan endo-1,3-beta-D-glucosidase activity; endo-1,3(4)-beta-glucanase activity
Source: RefSeq, a predicted model, not a curated record